Molecule: messenger RNA, 2077 nt
Organism: Wasmannia auropunctata (little fire ant)
Lineage: Eukaryota; Metazoa; Arthropoda; Insecta; Hymenoptera; Formicidae
Exons: 8
Coding region: 445-1974 (509 amino acids)
Source: RefSeq, a predicted model, not a curated record
UUAUAAGAGCAUUUAUAAAAGCACGAUCGGCACAUUUCUUUUUUCAAAGUUAUUGUUUAUUUAUUUUACAAGAUUUCAUUAUAAAAAGAUCUUUAAAACUAGUACACAUAUUACGCGAAAAAAUAAUUUUAAAAUGCAAAUCAAUCGCUUUGUAAUAAAAGCAGCAGAGUAUUCAAAGUCUUUUAGAUACAGAAUAUAUAAUUUUGUUUUAAAAUCUUCAAUAUAAAUGCGCCUUUAUCUCUAUCUUCCGAUUAAUAACGGCAAUUUACCUCACCUUUAUUCAUAUAAUCCGAAAAAUUCAUACUGCGGAAGACAUGCACGAUCAGGAUGACAUCGCGCUCCUACGUUGUUUGCCUCUUGACAUCUUCCAUCCGUCAAUUUUCCGUUCACGAAAAAUGUAAAACCGCUCGCCUAUAACCCGACAGAUUUAUCGCGCCGAUCUCGAUGAAAUAUUCAUCACGUCGCGGACAGAUUCGCGUGAAGACGGGAUCCUCGAAUGUCCGGCGGGAGCGCAUCGUUCACCGACACGGCGAUACACGGCAAGCUGGAACCACCGAGAUCGUUGCACGGUGUCGAGGAUGCCGAGGUCAUUUGGGACACGAUCACGCGGCGAUUCCCGAAUGCGGCGCCGCUUCUCUGCGAGAUGGAAACGGUGAUCGAACGGGCGGAGGAUCUGCUGCAGCAGCUCAGGACGCCGUGCACUCAGGGAAACGGUGCGCGAUUUCCCUCGUCGGGGCGGAGCGAUUUUUUUGUCUACGUGCACAACAGACAAACAACACGUCCAGCUCGUUUCACACACCGGAUUCCCGGGAAUCUAACGCGACGAUUUCGAUGGUAUCCGACAUAGAAUCGUUCGCCGAGGAAACGAAUAUUUCGGAACAUCGCGACGCCACCGAGAGCGUUGAAAUGCAAUUUAUGGUGCACGAUAUUCACGCAAAGCAGGCGGAUUUGUCUCAACAUUGUAGUGAACAAUCCAUUCAGUGCGAGAAGAAGCGUCCCUCUCAGGGAUAUCAUUUGAAUUCAUCUCGAGGAGUCGACGGGGUCGUUCAACAUUUCAAAACGAGCUCGAUGGAUAAAUAUCACAAUUCUCACGGGAAAUCAGAUACUAACGUAAAGAAUAAUGCUGACAAAGCAAUCGGCUCGAUAGAAAGAUUGAUAGAAGCAGCAGGUGAAACAAAUAGUUUGGAGGGAUGGACAAAAAUGACUGAUAAUGUAUUGUGCGAAUAUCAUGACGAUCCGGAAGGUAUAAAGUUUAUUUCGCAAUUAAUCACACAAAUAACAAAUGUUGCUUUAAUCGUCUCAGAUGAUAACGCUUUGGAAAUUCGGUCGAACGUUGACAGAAAUGUUAUAGAUAAUCAUUCGUUGACGGUCAACAAUGAUGACAAGUGUGACGAAAUCGACGAUAAAAAAGUCAGUGUCGAGAAAUGUUCGGCGGCAACUGUGAAUCGUCGUUCGCCGCUGACUAUCCUUGAGGAGUACGCAAAGCGGUGUAAAGUGUCAAUCAAAUACGAGUACAAGCCGAAACUGAAUUCAUACGUGAUAAACGGUGACCUGUGCGGAUUUCGCGCAAUGUCGUGUGCCGCGACCCGAGAACAGGCCAAAAACGAAUUGGCAGCAAAAAUAUUGUGGAUGAUAGCCGAGCGUCAGAUGGAUGGCAUGAAACUUUCGUCGCCCGGCUGCGGAUUAUUAGAUUUCUCGAGGGAUGAGAUGUUAGAGAUAACUGCAAUCAAUAAAAACGAGUUGAAGAACGCGUCGCAAAAACUCUACAAAUUUUGUCUCGAGAAAGGGAAAUCUAUUCCGGAGUACACUAUUCGCCAUUCGAGAACAAAUCAAGGGUUUAUGUAUACGGCUCAAUGCGUAGCUUUAGGUCAUGUCGAAGUUGGACAAGGAUUGAGGAAAGAUAGCGCUAGGAUUGCUGCUGCUGAAAGUUUAUAUCAGAAAUAUAUUCGUGAGGCUGAGCAGCAAUCAAUAUAAGCUCAAAAAUUUGUGUAUCAAUUAUUACGAUAUUAUGUUACUGCUUACUCUCUUGGUUUAUCUUUAAUAAUAAAAUUUAAAUAAAUGUGAAAAUACAUAUAAA